AUGGCGGCGCCUGGGGAGGACGAGUCGCCGCAUGUCGGGCCCUCCCACCCGCUCAAAAUCUUCGACGCCGCCAGGAAGCAGGACAAGUUCCUCUACGCGUGCGCCCCCAUGGUGCGGUACAGCAAGCUCGCCUUCCGACAGACGGUGCACCAGUACGGCGUCGACCUGUGCUGGACGCCCAUGAUUCUCGCCAAGGAGUUCAACCGCAGCGGAUUCGCACGCGACAGCGACCUCACCAUAUCAACCCAGGGCGUCCAGCCCCCCACGAUCCUCCAGUUCGGCGCCAACAAGCCCCUCGAGCUCGCCCGCGCCUCCGCCCUGGCCGCGCCCUUCGUCUCGGGCGUGGACCUCAACUGCGGCUGCCCCCAGUCGUGGGCCUGCGCCGAGACGCUCGGCGCCGCGCUCAUGAACCGCCGCGAGCUGGUCCGCGACAUGGUCGUCGAGACGCGGGACCGCCUGCGCGGUGAUGGAUGGGCCGUUGGCAUGGAGGCUGAUGUGAAUAGCCCCCGGGGCAGGAGCGUGAGCGUCAAGAUACGCGUCCACGAUGACUUGAGGAAAACCAUGGACUUUCUCGAUACCGUCAUCGGGCAUCCCCAGAAUCGGCUCGUCGACUGGGUCACCAUCCACCCGCGCACGCGCAGCACCCCCUCCACCACGCCCAUCCGCACCGAGGCGCUCGACAUCCUCACCGCCAAGUACGCCGGCACGCUCCCCAUCCUCCUCUCCGGCGACGUCUUCGACCUAUCCUCACUGCCGUUCAAGCCCUCCACGCCGCCGCCCCCCGACCUCGCCACCCUCACCCUCAAAGACGACGCCGACCAACACCCCCGACACCCCAACGGCACCGCCAACGGAGCCCUCGUCGGCGACGCUUCCACGCAGCCCCGCCCCAGCAACACCAACCUCUCGGGCUUCAUGUCCGCGCGCGGCCUGCUCGCCAACCCGGCCCUCUUCGCCGGGCACCCGACCUGCCCCUGGGAGGCCGUCGAGGCCUUCAUGUGCAACGUCGCCCGCUGCCCGCUGCCCUUCAAGCUCGUCGUGCACCACGUCUCCGAGAUGUGCGGGCCCGGCUUCGCGACCGACAGGAAGCCCCUGCUGGGCCGCAGGGACCGCGCCCGCCUCUCCAGCUUGGCGGACAUGUGCGAGCUCAUCGACUACCUGGAUGAGAAGCUGGAGGAGCGUACCGGCCGCAAGGGUGGCCUGCGGAGAGACCUGUGA
This is a messenger RNA of Purpureocillium lilacinum, 1218 nucleotides long. RefSeq lists its product as uncharacterized. Gene Ontology annotation, molecular function: flavin adenine dinucleotide binding; tRNA dihydrouridine synthase activity. Gene Ontology annotation, biological process: tRNA processing. NCBI's taxonomy places the organism in Eukaryota, Fungi, Ascomycota, Sordariomycetes, Hypocreales, Ophiocordycipitaceae. The record is from RefSeq and is a predicted model, not a curated record.